Messenger RNA from Prorocentrum cordatum, 1926 nucleotides. Lineage: Eukaryota; Dinophyceae; Prorocentrales; Prorocentraceae. The record is from the annotation of a GenBank genome assembly.
AUGGCCCGCCCUGUCGCCGUGAUGAUGCUCGUGGGCCGCGCCUCGGCGUACGUGCACGGCCCUGGGGCGCGCGCACCCGUGCCGCAGCCACGCGCCGCCGUGCCCGCUGAGGCCGUGCUGGAGCCCCUGGGCGCCGAGGCCGAGACGGCCUCUUGGGCGGCGUGGGCCGCGCCGCUGCUGGGCGCCGGCGCGGCGCUCGGCCUCGUGAUGUCGGUCGCCGCCGCCCCGGCGAAGGCCAUCACCGCGGAGCAGUUCAGCCAGCUCACCUACUCCCAGGUCCGCGGCUCCGGCCUCGCGAACCGCUGCCCCACGGUUGACCAGGUGGGCACCGAGGUCCGCGUCGAGAAGGGCAGCAGGAUGAAGAACUUCUGCCUGGAGCCGAAGUCCUUCGCCGUCGAGGCCGAGACGGACAAGGGCAAGGAGUUUGUCACCACCAAGCUGACGACGAGGCAGACGUACACGAUCGCGUUCGUCGAGGGCUCGCUGAGCCCCAACCCCAUCACCUUCAAGGAGGAGGACGGCAUGGACUUCCAGGCGACGACCGUGAAGCUGCCGGACGGCGAGUACGUGCCCUUCCUGUUCUCCUGCAAGUCGCUGGUCGCCAAGGGCGAGGGCAGCUCGUUCAAGCCUGGCUACACCUGGGGCGGUGAGUUCAUGGUGCCGUCCUACCGCACGGGCGGCUUCCUGGACCCCAAGGGCCGCGGCAUGUACCUCGGCUACGACCAGGCCGUGGCCCUGCCAGCGCUGCAGGCCGACGGCAAGGAGGGCCAGGAGGAGCUGUUCAAGGAGACCAACAAGGUGUUCGACGUUGGCAAGGGCGCCAUCGAGAUGGAGGUGAACAAGGUGAACCAGGAGCUUGGCGAGAUUGGCGGCGUCUUCGUCUCCAAGCAGCCGUCCGACACAGACAUGGGCGCCAAGGCGCCGAAGACGAUCUUGCUGAAGGGCGUGUUCUACGGCAAGUCCACCAUGGCCCGCCCUGUCGCCGUGAUGAUGCUUGUGGGCCACGCCUCGGCGUACGUGCACGGCCCUGGGGCGCGCGCACCCGUGCCGCAGCCACGCGCCGCCGUGCCCGCCGAGGCCGUGCUGGAGCCCCUGGGCGCCGAGGCCGAGACGGCCUCUUGGGCGGCGUGGGCCGCGCCGCUGCUGGGCGCCGGCGCGGCGCUCGGCCUCGUGAUGUCGGUCGCCGCCGCCCCGGCGAAGGCCAUCACCGCGGAGCAGUUCAGCCAGCUCACCUACUCCCAGGUCCGCGGCUCUGGACUUGCGAACCGCUGCCCCACGGUCGACCAGGUGGGCACCGAGGUCCGCGUCGAGAAGGGCAGCAGGAUGAAGAACUUCUGCCUGGAGCCGAAGUCCUUCGCCGUCGAGGCCGAGACGGACAAGGGCAAGGAGUUUGUCACCACCAAGCUGACGACGAGGCAGACGUACACGAUCGCGUUCGUCGAGGGCUCGCUGAGCCCCAACCCCAUCACCUUCAAGGAGGAGGACGGCAUGGACUUCCAGGCGACGACCGUGAAGCUGCCGGACGGCGAGUACGUGCCCUUCCUGUUCUCCUGCAAGUCGCUGGUCGCCAAGGGCGAGGGCAGCUCGUUCAAGCCUGGCUACACCUGGGGCGGUGAGUUCAUGGUGCCUUCCUACCGCACGGGCGGCUUCCUGGACCCCAAGGGCCGCGGCAUGUACCUCGGCUACGACCAGGCCGUGGCCCUGCCAGCGCUGCAGGCCGACGGCAAGGAGGGCCAGGAGGAGCUGUUCAAGGAGACCAACAAGGUGUUCGACGUUGGCAAGGGCGCCAUCGAGAUGGAGGUGAACAAGGUGAACCAGGAGCUUGGCGAGAUUGGCGGCGUCUUCGUCUCCAAGCAGCCGUCCGACACAGACAUGGGCGCCAAGGCGCCGAAGACGAUCUUGCUGAAGGGCGUGUUCUACGGCAAG